AUAUUCACACGAUAUGGAAAAUGCUACACGUUCAACUCUGGGAAAGAUGGUCAAAAGCCGCUGAACACGCUAAAAGGUGGCACAGGGAAUGGACUCGAAAUUAUGCUGGAUAUUCAACAAGAUGAGUACCUACCUGUAGACGGAGAGACCGAAGAGACCUCUCUGGAGGCAGGAGUCAAAGUUCAAAUACACACUCAGGAAGAGCCCCCAUUUAUAGAUCAGCUGGGGUUUGGAGUGGCUCCUGGAUUCCAAACUUUCGUUUCGUGCCAGAAGCAGAGUCUGGAGUACCUGCCUCCCCCUUGGGGUAAAUGUAAGAGCACCCCACUGGAUUCUCCCUAUUUCAAGACCUACAGUAUCACGGCUUGUCGCAUCGACUGUGAAACACGAUAUGUGGUUGAGAAGUGCAAUUGUCGCAUGGUUCAUAUGCCAG
Messenger RNA from Bombina bombina (fire-bellied toad), 430 nucleotides. Its product is annotated as acid-sensing ion channel 1-like. The record is from RefSeq and is a predicted model, not a curated record. Gene Ontology annotation, cellular component: membrane. NCBI's taxonomy places the organism in Eukaryota, Metazoa, Chordata, Amphibia, Anura, Bombinatoridae. The transcript is spliced from 3 exons. The annotation marks the transcript as partial. Gene Ontology annotation, biological process: sodium ion transmembrane transport.